AUGGCGCUGAUUGUCGACAAACACCGACCCAAGUCGCUCGAUAGCCUAACAUAUCACGAGGAGCUAUCCGAACGAUUGCGCUCACUGGCCCAAAGCGGCGAUUUCCCCCACCUCCUCGUCUACGGGCCCUCCGGGGCAGGCAAAAAGACACGAAUUGUCGCAACUCUGAAGGAAUUGUACGGCCCCGGUGUAGAGAAGAUUAAGAUCGAUGCCCGCGUCUUCCAGACCAGCAGCAACCGCAAGCUCGAAUUCAAUAUCGUCUCCUCUGUCUACCACCUGGAGAUAACACCUUCAGAUGUCGGCAACUACGAUAGGGUAGUCGUGCAAGAUCUUCUCAAAGAGGUUGCGCAGACGCAGCAGGUGGACCAGGCAGCAAAGCAAAAGUUCAAGGUUGUCGUCAUUAACGAGGCCGACCACCUCACUCGAGAUGCUCAGGCCGCCCUCCGUCGCACCAUGGAGAAGUACUCUCCCAAUCUUCGGCUCAUCCUCCUGGCCAACUCAACCGCCAACAUCAUUGCGCCCAUCCGGUCGCGUACGCUGCUCGUGCGGGUUGCUGCCCCCACCCACCAAGAGAUCUGCGACGUGCUCGCUGUGUCUGCGAAGAAGGAAGGCUGGCUAGUCGUCAAAGGCCUGCACCAGAGAAUUGCCGAAGAGAGCGGGAGAAAUCUGCGCAAGGCGCUGUUGAUGUACGAGGCAGUACACGCACAGAAUGAGAAAGUCACAGACAGCACUCCAAUACCGCCUCCGGACUGGGAAGCACUUAUUGGCCAGAUUGCCAAGGAGAUCAUAGAGGAGCACACGCCAGCGCGGAUUCUCCAAGUCCGGUCCAAACUCUACGACCUGCUCACUCACUGCAUACCGCCAACCAUCAUCCUUAAGACACUCACCUUCAAGCUCAUCCCCCAGAUUGAUGACGGACUCAAAGCAGACGUCAUCAGGUGGUCUGCCUUUUACGAGCACAGGAUCAAAACAGGAACAAAGGUCAUUUUCCAUCUGGAGGCGUUUGUAGCGAAGUUUAUGCGGAUACUCGAAAUGUAUCUGAUGAGCAUGGACUUGUGA
Lasiosphaeria miniovina is the source of this 1059-nucleotide messenger RNA. RefSeq names its product P-loop containing nucleoside triphosphate hydrolase protein. Gene Ontology annotation, molecular function: DNA binding; ATP hydrolysis activity; DNA clamp loader activity. Bases 1 to 1059 code for a protein of 352 amino acids. The record is from RefSeq and is a predicted model, not a curated record. Gene Ontology annotation, biological process: DNA repair; DNA-templated DNA replication. The transcript is spliced from 3 exons. Gene Ontology annotation, cellular component: nucleus; DNA replication factor C complex; Ctf18 RFC-like complex. NCBI's taxonomy places the organism in Eukaryota, Fungi, Ascomycota, Sordariomycetes, Sordariales, Lasiosphaeriaceae.